GCCGUUCCGUGACGUCACGUGAUCUGGCUUCUCUUUUAAAAAGACGGCGGGAAUAGCGAUCUUUAUUUCUUCAGGUUUGCCGAAGGAAACGUUCACGUCUGGCGAUUAUUCGCGAAAACGAGCGCGAUGGUACGAACUAAAGCUGAUAGUGUUCCCGGCUCUUACAGGAAAGCUGUUGCCGCUUCUGCUCCCCGGAAAUCACUCGGCGCGUCCGGAUCCGUGAACGCGCACAGCAGCGGCGCGCAAUCGGGCACGCCUGCCAAGAAUAAAUACGCCGGCGGGAAUCCCGUGUGUCCGCGGCCCACACCCACGUGGCAGAAGGGCAUCGGUGAUUUCUUCGGCGGCCCCGGCAGGAAACCGGAGAAGGAGAAUCUUCAUCCCGCGUCUGACGACGAGGAGGCGGGCGGCAGCGGCGUCUCUAAAGCGCCCAGGAAGUCCAGACCGAUCAUCGAUGACGACGAGGAGGAGGAUUAAUUGCAUGAUAUUCAGUUUACAUGUUUCACUGACUUGACAAUUUUAGUGUAAAUCUUUGUAAAUACUUUUAAUAGGAUGUCUCGUUCAUUUUGUACAGAAGUUUAAUAAAAUGAAUUUUUUUUU
Messenger RNA from Labeo rohita (rohu), 597 nucleotides. It is a transcript of the gene pclaf, whose product is annotated as PCNA clamp associated factor. Lineage: Eukaryota; Metazoa; Chordata; Actinopteri; Cypriniformes; Cyprinidae. The transcript is spliced from 4 exons. The record is from RefSeq and is a predicted model, not a curated record. The coding region runs from base 127 to 474 and encodes 115 amino acids. Gene Ontology annotation, molecular function: chromatin binding. Gene Ontology annotation, cellular component: nucleus. Gene Ontology annotation, biological process: regulation of cell cycle; translesion synthesis.